Messenger RNA from Pocillopora verrucosa, 960 nucleotides. The record is from RefSeq and is a predicted model, not a curated record. NCBI's taxonomy places the organism in Eukaryota, Metazoa, Cnidaria, Anthozoa, Scleractinia, Pocilloporidae.
AUGGUACCCUCAGUGGCUAAGUGGAGUUUCAUCCUCCUUUUCGUUUUAUUGAAACAUCCUCAACAAGCAAAAGGAUGGAGGAGAGUUCCUACGUUUUCGUACACACGUGUUCUCUCAGCUCCAAAAGGACACUACGUGGAACUGAACUUUUCCAUGCACAGCUACCCGUGGGCUUCACGACCAUGUCUGCGGGACUACUAUCUUGAGAUCCGUGACGGCAAUAAUCAGUCAGCCAACGUUCUUGGUGUAUUCUGUGGAGAUCACAAGACUGCUGUAGUGCGAUCCAGUAGACGAUACUUGUGGUUACGAUUUUUCCCUUCUCGCGAAUAUGAUUUGAAUGGAUACUACAUGGGCAGAUCCUUUAAUCAAACAACAACACCUACCAUGACCCAAGUACCCAAGACACAGACUGUAAUUUUGAACAGAACCUCCAACCUGUGGUGCCCGGUGGAAGGUGCGCCAGCUCCAUACAUUGUAUGGAGAAAAAAUGGUGUUGUUGUUCAAAAUAGUACCAGCGUAAGAUAUCAGCUUGUAGCUGCAGAGGAGAAUGUGAAUUACAGCUGUGAGGUACGAAGAGAUAAUAACGUAUCAAGGAGCGAAAUUAGCCUCAACAUUGAAGAUUGCCCAGGCCCUUGUGAGUGCCACUUUUUGAAGGGAACAUACGGUCUGUUGCGUGUGAACUGUAAAGGAAAAGAAUUGAUGUCAUUUCCAUGGAAAAUUCCCUUAACCACAGCAAAGUUGGACUUGAGUAACAACCAGCUUAAGGACUUGUCACAGGACAUUUUCAGCAACAAUACUCACCUGGUUCAGCUGUGGUUGGACAACAAUCAGUUGAAGGGAUUACCACAAGACAUUUUUAGCAAAAACACCUUGCUGUCGGACUUGCAGUUGAACAACAACCAGCUGAGGAAUUUACCAUCGGGAGUUUUCAGUAACAAUACCAAGCUGGAAAAUCUGUAA